Molecule: messenger RNA, 1799 nt
Organism: Quercus robur (English oak)
Lineage: Eukaryota; Viridiplantae; Streptophyta; Magnoliopsida; Fagales; Fagaceae
Product: alanine--glyoxylate aminotransferase 2 homolog 2, mitochondrial-like
Exons: 9
Coding region: 151-1584 (477 amino acids)
Cellular component (GO): mitochondrion
Molecular function (GO): pyridoxal phosphate binding; transaminase activity
Source: RefSeq, a predicted model, not a curated record
CUUAGUUUUAGAGCUCUACCACCACCAAAGACAAACACCCGAAACAUAAUAGUCCUGAAUUCUCGGAAUCUUAAUUCCCUCACAAAUUGUAAAAACCAAAUCCGAGGAAUCAGAAAGAUAGAGAGGCAGCGAGGAAAUUAAAAUUUAAAAAUGCAGGGAAUUCUAACGAGAAGGGUAUUUUCGAGAAAAAUUUCCCUGUGCUCACAACGCUGCUUCUCUCAACUAGCCCAGAGGACCGCCUCUCUUCAAGAAAAUGAUGUCACUGUUCCGAAAAUGCCCCCCUUUGAUUACUCUCCUCCGCCUUAUAAUGGUCCCACCGUCGAUGAGAUCAUGGCCAAGCGAAAAGCUUAUCUCAGCCCUUCAUUGUAUCAUUUAUACAAGAAACCUGUGAACGUGGUAGAUGGGAAGAGGCAGUACUUGUUCGACGAUGAAGGCCGGCGAUACCUGGACGGUUUUGGAGGAAUAGCUACGGUGGGUUGUGGCCACUGCCACCCGGACGUGGUGGAGGCUAUUGUCAAUCAAACCAAGCGCUUGCAACACUCCACUGUCCUCUACCUCAACUCCGCCAUCGCUGACUUUGCCGAGGCCCUUGCUUCCAAGUUGCCCGGCGAUCUUAACGUGGUGUUGUUUACGAAUUCUGGGACGGAAGCGAAUGAGUUGGCUUUAAUGAUGGCGAAGUUGUAUACAGGGUCCCAUGACAUAAUAUCACUUAGAAACGGGUACCAUGGAAACGCCGCUGGAACUAUGGGGGCCACAGGACAGAGCGUUUGGAAAUACAAUGUUGUUCAGUCUGGAACCCAUCAUGCCUUGAAUCCAGACCCGUACAGAGGUGUUUUUGGUUCAGAUGGAGAAAAGUAUGCCAAAGAUGUCCAAGAUCUCAUUGAAUAUGGAACUUCUGGCAAUGUUGCUGCUUUUGUAUCUGAAACAAUUCAGGGAGUGGGGGGGAUUGUAGAAUUGGCCCCUGGUUACUUGCCUCCUGUUUAUAGCAGUAUAAAGAAAGCAGGAGGCCUUUGUAUUGCUGAUGAGGUUCAGGCUGGUUUCGCUCGCACUGGGAGCCACUUUUGGUCGUUUGAGGCUCAAGGGGUCACGCCCGACAUUGUGACAAUGGCAAAGGGCAUUGGAAAUGGAAUUCCCCUUGGGGCAGUGGUAACCACACCUGAGAUUGCAAAGGUCCUGACUCGCCGCAAUUUCUUCAACACCUUUGGUGGGAAUCCAGUAUGCACUGCCGCAGGACUUGCAGUUUUGAGGGUGAUUGAAAAAGAAAAUCUUCAGGAGAAUGCACAUGUUGUGGGGUCAUACUUGAAAGACAGACUAACUGCACUAAAGAACAAAUAUGAAAUUAUUGGGGACGUUAGGGGAAGAGGAUUCAUGCUAGGAGUUGAACUUGUCACUGAUCGCCAGCUGAAAACUCCUGCAAAGGCUGAAACUUUGCAUGUAUUGGACCAGAUGAAAGAAUUGGGAGUAUUGAUAGGGAAAGGCGGAAUCUAUUCAAAUGUAUUUAGAAUUACACCUCCCCUCUGCUUCACCAAGGAAGAUGCAGAUUUCCUUGUAGAUGCCAUGGAUUACUCGGUUUCUAAGAUGUGAAGCCCUCAAGUUCAAUGUGGACAUAAAUGUCUUUGUCUGCUCGUUCACAUUUUGUACUAACUAGUGGUGUAUCAUGUCAAAGUCUAAUGCUAGUGAAAAACUUCAAUAUCAUAUCUAUACAAGGUUUCUGCUUGAAUAAGUUGCUAGGGUCUUUAAAAACGAUGAGACAACAACUCGUUGUCUCUCAGUUAAUCUAUUUGUGUUCAUUGUUGUUC